Messenger RNA from Cicer arietinum (chickpea), 1149 nucleotides. RefSeq names its product vacuolar protein-sorting-associated protein 37 homolog 1. Gene Ontology annotation, biological process: protein targeting to vacuole; ubiquitin-dependent protein catabolic process via the multivesicular body sorting pathway; protein targeting to membrane. NCBI's taxonomy places the organism in Eukaryota, Viridiplantae, Streptophyta, Magnoliopsida, Fabales, Fabaceae. The record is from RefSeq and is a predicted model, not a curated record. Gene Ontology annotation, cellular component: ESCRT I complex.
UAAAUGAAUAUAAUUUCUUUAAGAAACCUCAAAGAGCGUAUUUUAUUUCCUCUUUCCUUCUCGCCAGGUUCUCUGAAAUUUCGUGGGUUCCGUUGUUUCUUCGCUCCGUGAAUCAUCAAUCGAUUCAAUUCAGAACCAAUUAAGCACUAGCGAUGUUUCGAUUCUGGGGAUCACAAGAGCAACAAUCGCAGGAUGCACAAUCAUCACAGUCGUGGUAUUCACCAUCUGUGAUGAGCUCAUCGAGUUCUUCAAGACCUGCUACACCUACUUCCUCUUCCGCUUCACCGAGGCCUUCUUCACAUAUUCCACCAGCAGAGGCCGCUGAAACUAUUGCUUCUUUGAGGGACAAAAGUGUUGAUGAGUUAAGGAAGCUUUUAUCUGAUAAAGAUGCGUAUCAACAGUUUCUAAAUUCACUUGACCAGGUCAAGAUUCAAAACAAUCUGAAAGACGAACUUCGUAAGGAGAAUUUGCAGCUUGCAGAGGAAAAUCUACAAAAGGAACCUCGUAUGAUGGAACUUAGGAAUCAGUGUAGAAUAAUUCGGACAACCGAAUUAGCUGCUGCUAAGGAGAAACUAAAUGAGCUUGAGAAGCAGAAAGAAGAAAUGUUAAAGUUGAAUUCCCCUGCAUCCCUUCUCCAAAGAAUUCAAGAGUCCGUGAACAAGACAGAUGAGGAAUCUGAAAAUCUGCACCAGCAUCUCCUUGACAGAGAGAUUGACCUUGCAGCUUUUUUGCAGAAAUACAAGAAGUUACGUAACUCUUACCACAAGGGAACUCUUAUACAUCUUGCUGCUAAAACAUCAAAUAUAUGAUCCCUGACAUAUGGAAUAUGAAGUAUACUAGAGUAAACCAAUUGUGUAAGUUGUACUAGGGUGGAUAGAGAAACAUAUGCUGCUAUCUUUGAUGAGUGAGAAACAUUCGUAUGCACACCUUGAAAAUUGACAUUGUUCCCUGUAGUGAUUUGUAUUCAUAAAUGCGUUUGUUUUCACUAUCGAGUAGUUUUGUGCCAUCUUUAGAAAAUGUACGGACUUAUCUGCACCUUCUUUUAGGCUUUUUUAACUGUACUACCUAUAACAGUAUUUUUCUGAAGUAUAUAUGCUUCUUUAUGAUUAUCAUCAUCACUAUUAAAGGAUUUGCUGUUGUUUUGUAACA